AUGGAGCCGAUGUGGAACUCCUCCCACCCGCCUCCACAGCUCGUUUCCAACAUGUCUGCCUCCUCUCUGCCCGAGGGCUGGGCUCUGUCCCAGUCGCUAGCCCUGCUGGCCAUGCUGCUCAUGGAUCUGCUGGCAGUGUUGGGAAACGGGGCUGUCAUGGUGGUCAUUGCCAAGGCGCCACAGCUCCACAAGUUUGCCUUUGUCUUCCACCUGUGCGUGGUGGACCUGCUGGCAGCCCUGGUGCUGAUGCCCCUGGGCAUGCUUUCCAGCCGGGCGUUCUUCGGGGAGGCCCUGUGUCAGAGCUACCUCUUUCUCAGUGUGUGCCUGGUCAGCGCUGCCAUCCUCUCCAUCUCCGUCAUCAAUGUGGAACGUUAUUACUACAUCAUACACCCCAUGCGAUAUGAAGUAAAAAUGACUGUUGGCCUGGUAGCGUCAGUGCUGGUGGGGAUAUGGGUCAAAGCCCUGGCCAUGUCUGCUCUGCCGUUGCUUGCCUGGUUCUUGCAAGGUGGAAGAACGCCACUUCUGGAGAGUAGUGGGGUUGGAGGAGGAGGAAGUGGGGCGGUUCCAUCUCCCCCUGCUCAGGGUCACAGGCGCUGCUCGCUUCACUGGACGGGGGGAGGGUCAAACCGCUUGGCCUUUAUGGUCCUCUUCACUCUGGUGUAUUUCCUGUGUCCACUACUAGUCAUUCUUGUUGUGUACUGCAAUGUCUUUAAAGUGGCUCGGGUAGCUGCCAUGCAUCACGGGCCUCUGCCAACCUGGAUGGACACUCCUCGUCGCCAGCGGUCAGAGUCACUCAGCAGCCGUUCCAUUAUGGUUACCAGCUCUGGGACUGGGACAGGGACAGACAGAGCGACUCCACAGCGCCCCUUUGGGGGAGGAAAGGCUGCAGCUGUGUUGGCAGCAGUCGGUGGGCAAUUCCUCUGUUGCUGGCUGCCCUACUUUACUUUCCACCUGUAUUCAGCACUGGCUGCCAGCCCUCCAGCCGCACUGGCCUCUCUGGAGGAAGUGGUUACCUGGAUCGGCUACUUCUGCUUCACCUCCAAUCCGUUCUUUUACGGCUGCCUCAACAGACAGAUCCGGGAGGAGCUGGGCAAACAUCUUCCCUGCCUGUUUCGUCGAGCAGGGGUCGAGGUUGAGGACAGACUGCCCAGCCGCGAAGGAUCCAUCGAGGAGAAUUUCCUCCAGUUUCUUCAGGGUACCGGCUGCAACUUGGAUCCUCAAAACUCUCACGGCACCUCCAGUCCAAAGGGGGAGGCCUGCUGCCCUGUGACGCCGUCCCAACCACCUGAGCCAGCACAGCCCAUACCCAUUGAUUUCCGUAUCCCUGGACAAAUUGCAGAGGAGACUUCAGAGUUUACUGAGAACGAACAGGGGAAGAACAACAAUAUAUAUACAGAAAACUAA
Messenger RNA from Paralichthys olivaceus (Japanese flounder), 1404 nucleotides. Its product is annotated as G-protein coupled receptor 61-like. Gene Ontology annotation, biological process: G protein-coupled receptor signaling pathway. Gene Ontology annotation, cellular component: signaling receptor complex; endosome; plasma membrane. Gene Ontology annotation, molecular function: G protein-coupled receptor activity. Lineage: Eukaryota; Metazoa; Chordata; Actinopteri; Pleuronectiformes; Paralichthyidae. The record is from RefSeq and is a predicted model, not a curated record.